This is a messenger RNA of Topomyia yanbarensis, 1793 nucleotides long. It is a transcript of the gene pall, whose product is annotated as F-box only protein 28. Gene Ontology annotation, molecular function: protein binding. Gene Ontology annotation, biological process: protein polyubiquitination. The transcript is spliced from 2 exons. The record is from RefSeq and is a predicted model, not a curated record. NCBI's taxonomy places the organism in Eukaryota, Metazoa, Arthropoda, Insecta, Diptera, Culicidae. The coding region runs from base 121 to 1299 and encodes 392 amino acids.
UUAACGUUUUGUUUUUCGUCUCGCGUUUUCUUCUGUAUCCGUUCCGCAGAAGUUUUUUUUUGGCGAAAAUACGAUAUUGACCGUUCCACAAACCGAGAUUCGGGAUACCCAACAUACGUAAUGGCCACCAGUGAAGAAGAAACGCAAGGAAACAUGAGUUUUCUCGAUUUACCGGAUUGUAUGAUCGAGCAAGUGUUCGAGUAUCUCAGCUACGACGAAAUUGCUAAGGAGCGAAUUGUAUGCAAAAAGAUUGAUCGCGUAAGUCAAUCGCUGCUGAACAGAGGUUUCAUGAAGAUGAUAAAAAGGCACAAUGCUAAUUUGAAAACUAUCAAGUCGCAACUUCCCCGGCGUGAAUCCGAACGGAGGAAUCACCCUUUGGCCAAGCAUUCGGACAUCUUGACUUGCAUCGAAACGAGAAUCUCAAUGCUUUCGAUGACUUAUUCGAAGUACAUCGACAAAGAUUUGUGCUGUUUCAUUCCCGGGAAGGUGAUCGACGAGGUUUUCAACAUUUUAAAGCUCAUUGAGGGCACCUCUAAGCCGCUCAGAACGCACGAGGUGUUGCAGGAAUUACGAGAUAUCUCAUCGAUGGCUAUUGAGCAUUUUGACGAAAACAUCGCUCACCGGCUAAAACGAAUUAUGGGUGUUCACCAUCCCAGCGGAAGUCAUUUGCCCUUUCCGACUCCAGGGUUCAUCCAAAAUGAAGUGGUUCUGCCCUGUGACGUCAACGGAGAGAAACUCAUUUUGCCUACGCUAACUCCGAUUUCCCCACACAAAGCCGGCACAUCUCAGCAGCUGUAUUGCCAUCAAAGUUCCUCAACGGCGUGCCACACCAGUCGCGUGAAUCAUGCAUCGAUUAAUCGCCUCAGCCACAAAUCUCGCAAAAUGAGACUUACCGUCAACAAGAUCGUAACCGCGAUGCAAAGUUACAAGCACCAGAUGAAGCAAAUGCGCUCGCAAAUUAUACGCAACUGCGUUGAAAUUAAAGAUCUACGCCGGCGUCUCGACGAGUCGGAAACAAAAAAUCGCGAACUGAUUGCGAACAUCAAUCAGCUUAGCUUCGGCGUCGCACCAACCAGCACAGAACUAGCAUCUAGUUCCGUCGAACCGAGCAAAACGGCCCGUUCUUUGACUACUCGCAACAUAAAACCACGCUCGGCCACCAUCAUAUUAAAGCGAGUACUGGCCGAAACCGAAUCGCUCGGUGCUCCCAUUGGCCAUGUUUCCACGUCAGUAGCUUCGAUGCUAUCGCCAGUGGAAGACGAGCCGCAGAGCUGCUCAAAGAAGGCAAAGCUGAAUUGAAGCGUUAUAUUAAUACUCUCUCUAUCUCUUACCUAUAACUUACGGUUAGAAGAGCAACAAUUAGAAUCUAAAAGGAAGUUUGAUUACUUCCUUAUCACUUCUCUUCUAUGAUAGUAUCUCUGUCGAUUUUAAAUUUAUGUAAGAAGCGAUCAAAAUGUAUACUACGAUUGGAAGUUGUCUCCUAACAGAUAGCUUAGAGAAAAACGGUAGCAACAAAGCUAGAAUACUGAAUUUGGACUAGCGUAUACUGUACUAAUAUCUUUCAACAUUAUCAACAAAUAAUUGCUCAGCGAAAAUCAGCAAUUGCGCGGCAAAUUGCUUGUUGGAUUAGUAUUGGAAGAACACAAGCCAUACAAGUAUGUGUUAGUAAGUAUGCUAAUCGAACUGCUGAUGUUGUUACUAUUAGAACACAGUAAGUAAUGUUUUCUGUUUCUUUAGCUGCGCUGAAUAGUUUCAUAAUUAUUAUUCGAAAUAUACAUUGAACUAACAUGAAA